Dendrobium catenatum is the source of this 2211-nucleotide messenger RNA. RefSeq lists its product as uncharacterized. NCBI's taxonomy places the organism in Eukaryota, Viridiplantae, Streptophyta, Magnoliopsida, Asparagales, Orchidaceae. The transcript has 4 exons. Gene Ontology annotation, molecular function: nucleic acid binding. The record is from RefSeq and is a predicted model, not a curated record. The coding region runs from base 1 to 2211 and encodes 736 amino acids. Gene Ontology annotation, biological process: DNA integration.
AUGACUCACAUUUUUGAUGAUUUGAUACAUCAAAAGGUUGAGUGUUAUGUGGAUGAUCUUGUUAUUAAAAGCCUUGGCCGAAAAGAUCACUUAAAAAAUCUCAGAAUUGUAUUUGAGAGAAUUAAAAAGUUUGAUCUAAAGAUGAAUCCUCUCAAAUGUGCUUUUGGGGUCUCCUCCGGCAAAUUUUUGGGGUACAUUGUUCGACAUCGAGGCAUCGAGGUAGACCCCAAUAAAAUUAAAGCAAUCAUGGAGAUGUCACCCCCGAAAAACCUGCGACAACUCCGCUCCUUGCAAGGGCAACUGGCUUUUAUUCGACGAUUUAUAUCAAAUCUCUCGGUUCUUGAUGACAAGACCAGCGUUGACAGGUCGCUGGCCAGAUGGGCAGUAUUAUUAUUGCAGUUUGAUAUCACGUACAUACCACAAAAGGCUGUGAAAGGACAAGCCUUGGCGGAUUUUCUUGCCGCACAUCCUAUCCCAGCAGACUCUCCACUUAAUGAUGAUCUGCCAGAUGAACAAAUCAUGCAAGUUGAGGAAAAUGAGAAAGUACCAUUUUGGGAGAUGUAUUUUGACGGAGCAUCAUCAAUUAAAGCUGCCCGACCUCCAAAUCUUGCUAGAGCCCAAGCUGGCGUCGGCCUAGUUUUCAUCGCACCAGAAGGAGGCAUAAUGAGAUUUUCAUUCAGUCUAACUGAACCCCGAACCAACAAUGAAGCUGAGCAAACCCUUGAGCUCCUGAAACAGUUGCCAAAUGUUGAGAUAGCUCGAGUUCCUAGAGGACAGAAUGGGAAAGCAGAUUGUUUGGCCAAAUUGGCCAAGGAGAUGGCAAAUACCAAUGAAGAGAAGCCUAUAUUCACUGGGGUUUACAAUCGUCGAAUCUUGGAGCCUACUCUAUUACAAUUCCCAAUGGUAGAAGAGAUAUCAAAUCCAAGCAAGCAGCAUAUAAUUCUAGUUGAGCCUCAACCCCUCCAUCAGAUUGUUAUGGAAAAUUAUCCAGAAGAAUAUCAUGUGGCCAAGAGACGUAAAGCUAGUCAAGCUUCAGAAUCAUGGUGGCAUUGUUUAGAUGUUGAAGUCGAAAAUAAUUGGAGGCAGCCAUUCAUUGACUACUUCAAAGAAAAUAAACUCCCGACAGAAAAAUCUAUGGCCGCACAAAUUCGGAAAAGAGCACUGCGAUAUGCAUUUGUUAACGGCACGUUGUACCGACGGGCUUUUGACCAAAUGUGGCUAAGGUGUCUAGGGGCCAAGGAAGCUGAUAAAGUAGUGGUAGAAGUCCACGAAGGGCUUUGUGGUGCACAUCAGUCAGAUCCUAAAAUGGUUGCUAAAAUCAAGAGGAUGGGUUAUUAUUGGCCAAUAAUGGUGACAAAUUAUAUUGACCAAGCUAAGAGAUCCACCAUCAUCAGCGGGACAUCGUUUCAUUCUAGUAGUGACGGAUUACUUUCCAAGUGGACAGAAGCAGCUCCAUUCAAAGAAGUCACGUCCGAGCAUGUGAUUAACUUCUUCGCCCAUAAUAUCGUCUACAGAUUUGGUGUACCGCACCGUGUGAUCUCAGACAACGGCAUAGCAUUCAAAAGCACUAAAAUAUACAAGUUCGUUGAGCGUUACAAGAUCGAUUGGCGAUAUUCAUCAAUAUACAAUCCAAGGGCCAAUGGCUUGGCAGAGGCUUUUAACAAGAUGAUGGUAAAACUAUUAAAGAAGAUCCUCACCAAAAAUAAAAGAGAGUGGCACACUAAAAUGGUGGAGGCACUCUGGGCGUAUCGUAUUACUUAUAAGACGCCGACUAAAGCCACUCCCUACUCACUGGUGUUUGGGGUUGAAGCUGUAUUUCCAUUGGAAAUUGAGCUACCAUCACUCCGUGUAGCUAUCCAGUAUGAUCUGACUCAGGAGCAAAAUGCUCGAUUAAGAACGGAGGAACUCGAUGCACUCGAUGAAGUCAGAUUACAAGCUCAACAGAAUUUGGAGAUUUAUCGGGCGAGGAUGACGAAAUCAUUUGAUCGAAUGGUACGCCAUCGAGCAUUUCAAGAAGAGGAAUUGGUCUUGGUGCUGAGAAGGCCAAUCAUCCCACACCAAAAAAUUGUUGGAAAAUUUGUGUCCAAUUGGGAAGGCCCAUUCGUCAUUGAGAAGGUGUACCUAGGAGGAGUUUAUCAAUUGAUUGACCUGGAGGGUCAAAGGCCAAUGCCUCCAAUUAACGGUCGAUACUUGAAGAAGUAUCAUACAUAG